Boeremia exigua is the source of this 2134-nucleotide messenger RNA. RefSeq names its product Argonaute siRNA chaperone complex subunit Arb1-domain-containing protein. Gene Ontology annotation, biological process: regulatory ncRNA-mediated gene silencing. The record is from RefSeq and is a predicted model, not a curated record. Gene Ontology annotation, cellular component: ARC complex; nucleus. Gene Ontology annotation, molecular function: mRNA binding. The transcript is spliced from 3 exons. The coding region runs from base 353 to 2134 and encodes 593 amino acids. NCBI's taxonomy places the organism in Eukaryota, Fungi, Ascomycota, Dothideomycetes, Pleosporales, Didymellaceae.
CACCAUGCUCUCUGACUACACUUGUAGCUUGGCAAUUAAUAUCCUCGAUUUAAGAUGAGUUUGCGAUUGACAAGAAGCUGCAUCGUUAGCAGCGCCACUGUAGCAACGAGCGUGAGAGCUGUAACCUUCACACCCCUUGCACUGUAGACAUGAGGUUAGCAUAUCGUCACUCUGGGUGCCCAUGUGAGAAGCUGAGAUGACUGGCGUUCAAACUGGCACGACCGCGCGCCUGCAGGUUGCACAAUCAUGUGCUUGCCAGCCCGUUUGCUCUCUCACCCAAAUCGUCAGUCGCGCAAUCAACCCCUCAUAACCCCCUCUCCUUGACUGUACCUCUUCUUAUCACACCGCCAUCAUGUCGACAGAAGAUACCGGCCUCAGCUUCACACCAGAAUCGCUGGCGCAGGCAAAGGCUAAGGUAAUGGCCGCGCAGGACGACCAUCCAGAAGGCGCCACUAUCCGCCGCCAGGUUGAAUUCUACUUCUCUGACGAGAACCUGCCUACUGACCUCCAUCUUCUCCAGCAAUGUGGCGGACGCGAGAAUGUUCCAGUGUCGAUUAGUCGCAUCUGUGGCUUCAAGAAGAUGAGAUCCUACAAGCCCAAGCAGCUUGUGGUUGCUGCUCUCCGCAAGAGCGCAUUCCUGGAGGUUUCUGCCGACGGGAAGACGAUCAAGCGCAAAGUCGCCCUGCAGGGCAAGACGCUCUUGGACGAGGACUUCUGCAAGGACGACGAUGACCUUGCCUACGAUAUCCGCAAUCGCAAGCCUGCCGUAUACCCAGUCCCGCUGCAAUCCCAGCAGAAGAAGGUCUACCCUGAAGGCACGUCCAAGAACAUGCAGAAGCCCACAGGAUUCGAGACCACCUACAUUGAGCCACCCAUAAAGCCCGAGGAAGCGGAGGAGGAGGACAGGAUGUACGACCCGAACAAGUCAUUUGUCGAACGCAUCGAGAUCGCCAUCCAGCGCUUCAAGCAGAAGCGGCGCAUGCACGAGAUGUACUCGAAGAUCUUCAACAAGCUCAUGCGCUACGGUGGCGUCGACUCCGGCCCGCGUAUGCACCAGGGCAUCUCCAAAGCCGAGAUGAAGGACAUGGAUGCAGAGGAAAUCGCGCGAGCGCUCGCUGUCCACACUGUGCCUUGGGACCGCUCGAACGAGAAGCAUUGGACUGUUGACUUCUAUGGUGUCGGGGCUGCAUUCUUAUCUUCGUGGUACCCGUCACAUUUCGGUUAUGCUCCUGGAGGCAUCAAGACUGCUUGCCAAGUACUUCGGUCGUUCUACAACUACCUUCGCUAUCACCGAGUCUGCCCAGAGUAUGACGAACAACUUCAAGCUGCUCUCAAGCUGUGUGACACUGCCGAGCUGGAACUGGUCAAGGUGGAUGCUGCUGGUCUUGCUCUUCCAGGCGACUUCAACACGUCGGCGAGUACCUUGUUUGGCGGAUCGUCUGCUGGGCUGUUUGCGGCCGACAAAAUAUGGGCUCAAGAAGGGCAGAAGGACGGCAUCGACCUCACCGAGAUGGGCCUCCGGGAUCAAGAGGCACGAAUCAAGUUCAGCACAGGCGUUGCCGCACUGGGUACGGACGAGCAGCAAGACCUUGUCGGUGCUACUAGUCUGAAGAUUCUCAAGAAGGAGACGACUGGUCUCGAGGUCGCCGCUAUCACCAUGCCCGACAACAUCGCAAGAGAGCUGUAUGCUGCACAGGCCGAAGUUGUGAGAAAGAAGCUCGUCCACCUCGAGCCGCUUGGCAAGCUCAAGUGCAACGUUUGGCACUCUAGCGACUGCGACGAGUGGGACCUACCCAAAGGCAAGUAUCCCGAUGGAAGUCCUCACAAGGUCGACAGAGGGAAGACGUUUGAGUUCUGGGUGGAGGAGAGUGUCCUGGGUGAGUGCUUCACCGGCAUGAAGAUCGAUGCUACCGUCAUUACGCGCGAAGGCGGCUUCAUGAUCCUCGACGACGUGAAACAAGUGUACUGCAGCUUCUAUGCCUGGCUUCCGAACGAGCUCUGGAUGGAGAACAAACCAAAAGAACUGCGCUGGCUGGCAAAGGGCCUACCCGAGCAUGAAGAGAUUGAGAUUAACGGGGUCAUGGUUGAGGGCCAGGAGAAGGCCCAAGAGAAUGACGAGUUUGAUGACGAGUAA